AUGAUCAAGACUGUUCUUCUGGUUUGUCUGGCCACUGUGGCUGUGGGAAAAGUCCUAGACAAUUCCGAACUCCGUGAUUUUGUCGAGGGUGUAGAGAAGUUAAAACGCGGCGAAGGAAUCACAGAAGACGUUGGAAAUCGGAUUGUAGGCGGAAAUACAGCAGCCAUUGGACAAUUUCCUUAUCAAGCGUCUGUGAGAACUACUGCCAAUUGGCAUUUCUGCGGAGGAUUCAUAGCCAACAGUCGCUGGGUGAUUUCUGCUGCUCACUGCACGAUCAACAGCACUCCCGGAAACACAAUUGUAGUUUUAGGAGCGCAUUCUAGAACAACUGGAGGCAACAGUUUCUCCCUCAGCACUGUGAUCAACCAUCCUAACUUCGAUGAUUUCUCUCUCGCGUUCGAUGUGUCAGUUCUUCAAACUGCAACUACAAUUGCCUUCAACAACCUCAUUCAACCCAUUGCUCUUGGUUCAGAGCACAUCGGAGGAGGAAUCACUGCAGUGGUGUCCGGAUGGGGAAUGACUUCCUCACCUGGUAGCCUUGCGAAUGAAUUGCAGUUUGUGCACGUGCAAACUUGGACUAAUACGGCCUGCAGAAAUAUUCUGGGCAGCGACAGAGAAUGGUGGGUCUUUGAUCACAAGAUCUGCGCUGGAGGCGUUCAGGGACAAGGAGUGUGUUCUGCUGAUUCUGGAGGACCUUUAGUCAUUGGCAAUUAUGCUAUUGGCAUUGUUUGCUGGGCCAUUCCCUGUGCUGUGGGCUACCCUGAUGGCUAUGACAGAGUGUCUUCUCACCGUGCCUGGAUUCAGCAGCAUAUUGAGUGA
Phlebotomus argentipes is the source of this 819-nucleotide messenger RNA. RefSeq names its product trypsin-3-like. The transcript has a single exon. NCBI's taxonomy places the organism in Eukaryota, Metazoa, Arthropoda, Insecta, Diptera, Psychodidae. Gene Ontology annotation, biological process: proteolysis. The record is from RefSeq and is a predicted model, not a curated record. The coding region runs from base 1 to 819 and encodes 272 amino acids. Gene Ontology annotation, molecular function: serine-type endopeptidase activity.